GAGCACGCCCAAGCCCGCUUCGUUGCGCCAACAGGACAUAUCGCCUCUGCAGACGACAAGCAUAUGUGGGUCUUCCCAUCUCUUCCUUCAACACAAGAUACAGAAUAGACUGACAAUCUUAAGGAUGGCCUAUGUAGACUCCAAACUAGCCCGUCUGACUCCAUCACAUGAAGCUUCCACUUCAACCACAAAUCAAUCCUCUACACCAGUAGACCCUACCUAUGUCUCUACAACAGCGACACAACAAGUUGCAGCAAACCCAGCUUCGGUAGCUCGUGGCCAUCUCGACGAAGUCGAUAUAAACCAGUCCACCCUACCCACCAACACAACAACAUCCCGCCCCCCAAAACGCCCACGCAAACCCUGGCAUAACCGCCGCAACAGCGCCUCCCUCGCCCGCGACGCAAUGGUCGACCAAAUCCUCCGCGAAUCCCAACUAAACAUUUACGAAUCACCCUCCACCUCUGCCACCCCUCAAGGGCCCACCUCCACAGCAGCAGAGACAGAAGACGCAGACGAACGCAUGGCUGCUGAAUUUCAGAGAAACUUCUACGCUCAGGCAGAGGAAAGAGCUGUCAGGAGGGUUGCUGCUCCACCGCCUCCGACGUUUGGUGCUAAUAAGUUGGAGAGUUUGAAGGGGCCCAAGUUGGGUGGGAGUAGGAGUCAGAGGGCUGCCAUGCAUGCGGCCGAAAAGGCAAAGGGUGCGAAGAAAUGAUAUUACGACUCUCAUAGUAAGAUUACAGAAAUUGAUACCCUUUUAUUCUUCA
Molecule: messenger RNA, 767 nt
Organism: Aureobasidium pullulans EXF-150
Lineage: Eukaryota; Fungi; Ascomycota; Dothideomycetes; Dothideales; Saccotheciaceae
Exons: 1
Coding region: 125-715 (196 amino acids)
Source: RefSeq, a predicted model, not a curated record